This is a messenger RNA of Diprion similis, 2053 nucleotides long. RefSeq names its product ras-related GTP-binding protein C (gene RagC-D). The coding region runs from base 282 to 1469 and encodes 395 amino acids. The record is from RefSeq and is a predicted model, not a curated record. Lineage: Eukaryota; Metazoa; Arthropoda; Insecta; Hymenoptera; Diprionidae. Gene Ontology annotation, molecular function: GTP binding; GTPase activity. Gene Ontology annotation, biological process: positive regulation of TOR signaling; cellular response to starvation; regulation of autophagy. The transcript has 7 exons. Gene Ontology annotation, cellular component: Gtr1-Gtr2 GTPase complex; lysosome; nucleus.
GAUGUACAAAUACAAUACAAACUGACAACCAACGGCAACGAGGAGCGAGGACAGCAGACAGUGGGCAGCAACAAGUAGGGCGGUGGUAAAAGCGUUUAUAGACACUGCACGUAUCAAUUACUGGAUUAAUAGUUGAGGAACCGUAUAAAAUAAAGGGGGUGAAGAAGAAAAAACAAAAAUUAAACAGAUAAGAACCUGAGCGAUACUCGGUGACAAUACAGUAUAAGCAGCUGGUCAAGAUUAACUGCACAUUCUUAUUUCUCAUUCUGGAAUAACUAGAUAUGGACGAUGACGAUCAAUAUCAAACCGGCUAUGAUGUCGGAUCCUUUCCGAAGGACUUUGGCUAUACACCGUUUGACGGCGAAGGUGACGGACCCGUCGGUCCGCUGGCCGGUGAUCAGAAGCCCAGAAUAUUGCUCAUGGGACUGAGAAGGAGCGGUAAAUCGUCGAUACAGAAGGUCGUGUUUCACAAAAUGUCACCAAACGAGACACUGUUUUUAGAAAGUACAAACAAGAUAAUCAAAGAUGAUAUUAGCAACUCCAGUUUUGUCCAGUUUCAAAUAUGGGAUUUCCCAGGGCAAAUAGAUUUCUUCGAUCCAACUUUCGACAGUGACAUGAUAUUCGGAGGAUGCGGAGCGUUGGUAUUUGUCAUAGACGCUCAAGAUGAUUACAUGGAGGCGUUGAACAAAUUGCACCUGACCGUAACAAAGGCUUACAAAGUUAAUCAGGCCAUAAAAUUCGAAGUCUUUAUACACAAGGUAGACGGCCUUUCGGAUGAUCACAAAAUGGAAACGCAACGAGACAUUCAUACGCGAGCUAAUGAUGACCUCGCAGAUUCUGGAUUCGAUCAAAUUCACCUGAGCUUUCAUCUCACAUCGAUAUAUGAUCACAGCAUAUUCGAAGCGUUCAGCAAAGUAGUUCAGAAACUGAUACCGCAAUUACCAACGCUCGAGAAUCUCCUUAAUAUUCUUAUAUCGAACUCUGCAAUCGAAAAGGCUUUUCUAUUCGACGUUGUUUCCAAGAUAUACAUAGCGACAGACAGUUCGCCAGUCGAUAUGCAAAGUUACGAGCUUUGCUGCGACAUGAUAGACGUUGUGAUCGACGUAUCGUGCAUCUACGGCUUAAGAGAAGAUCACGAAGCUGCCGCCUUUGAUAAUCAGAGCUCAAGUUUAAUCAAACUCAAUAACGGUACGAUUUUGUACCUGCGAGAAGUAAACAAAUUCUUGGCGCUUGUCUGCAUUUUGCGUGAAAACAAUUUUGACAGACAGGGUGUGAUCGACUACAACUUUUUAUGCUUCCGAAAAGCUAUACAACAAGUUUUCGAACUUCGCAACAAAGCGCUGGCAGCAGCAAGCAUGAACAAUCAUUCCACGUCCCCGAUAAGCGCCAACGAAUCUGCCACCAACGUUCCUCUACCACAAACAAACACGAUCGGACAAAACGGCACCGUUGCCUUGACCCAGAGCUAACCGAUUCCUCGGUAAGCAAAAUUCAAGCAAUAUAAAAUCGAUUUUGGGUAAAAGAAAAAGCGGCAGAGACAUGUUUUGUGUUACCUCGAUAAAGAAAAAGACCUCAGUCAUUUUCCUUACAAAUAUAUACACGCUUAUAUGUAUAUAUGUGCUGUGUAAUAUAAGGUGUAGAUGAUAUUCUUAAAUUCACCAAAUAAGUAAUAAAAUUUGAAAAAAACUAUAUCGUUUCAUCACGUAAGUAGGCUAAAAAAAAUAUUCUUUUAUUUAUUUGUCGACGGGGAUAAAUGAACGAUACUCGUGAUAAACAUUAGCGACUUCUUGACACGGGAACACAAACUUAAUAUUCAAUUCUCAUCUAUUUCUGUAAUGAAGAGAGAAAAAGAGAGAGACAGAGAGCGAUUUGUUAGCAACGCAUAUUUAUAGCGUGUAAUGGAAUCAACAUAAAGGAACAAAAAUCACGGUUUGAAAUUGCAAGACGACAACUGUUUUUCGUUGCCUUCUGAUAGAUUGGUUUUAGUACCGGCGCGUGGUCUUUUUUAAUAAACAAAACAUACACAAAGCAGCAAAAAAUGGAGAAAAGAGAA